CACCUUGAACACAAACAAUAAUAUAAAUAUUGAGAGGGUGUUGUCAUAAAGUCACCUGAUUGAAGUGUCAACGUUAUUGUCUGAACAGAGAAUCAAAUGUAGCUGUGUUUAAUUUUUAAUAUCGUUUGAUGUGAAAGCAGACGCCAAUUAAAUUAUUUGUCAAUUAUGGCUCUUACAAACGUUCUUUUGUUAAGCCAAAUCGCAGGAUAUGUCAUUGCGUUUAUAUUGUCUGUAUGCAUUGUUGUGCCAAUGAGUUUUCAUCAGGAGGAAUUUAAGGGCCACUGCCUGUUGUUCUCCACUGGCGUGUGGCAGGAGACAGAUGGCCAGUUCAGUGUGCAGUGGGCAUCGCAAGCAUACUGCAACUACACCAUAUUUGUGGGUGUGUUGUUGUUCGUUGUGUCUGCUGUACAGAUAUAUCGCAUGUCCAUGUUCUUCUACAAAGGAACAGACAGCUCUUUUCUUUCAGCAUUUAUUGACGUUGUGGCCAAUAUCUUCCUGUGUGCUAUGGUGGUUCUGGCAGCAAUGAUGAUCACAUUAGGAUUUCUCGUUUGGUGUGAUGAAAUGACUCAGAGGUUUCCCUCCUGUGAAGUAGCCUCAGGCAAGGCCAUCGACAAGAAGGAUGGCAUCGACACGACAGGGUUCUACAUCGAGAUGGGCACGGCACAGUUUGGUGCGUGGGCAUCUUGGGCUUGCUGGGUCGGCCUGACCGUGUUUGCCAUCCUGAAGCUGUGUCGCUACCACCAGCUGGAGAACAUGCGCGUGAGCAUGUACCGUGAGCGGCAGCGGCUCAUUAACGGGGCCAGCGUCAUGGGCGAGAGCUGCUCGUCGGCGAAUCAAGCAUCGUGCCAGCCCCCUGGCAUCAUGUAGACGUUUCGUUUAGGCUCAAACUACCUUCAAUGUGGGGAGAAUCUGUUGUAAAUAAGGGUAUGAAUAUUAUUUACUAUGUCCUGUUGUUAUUAUUGUUACUGAUGUCAUUUUGUUAAUGGACUUUUAUGUAAUUAGUGUAUUCUAUGCAUUGUUGACGAGAAAAAGCCUCAUAUUGUGAGGAUCAUUGAGUAGACAGGUUUGGUGGAAAACAAAAAGGCUAAUUGAAAGUUCAAUUGAGUAUUUACAUGCAAGAGGUAUAACUGAGUGUGGUGAACUGCAUCAUUGUUUUUCAUAUCACACUUACUAGUGUCUCUUCUGUCACUUUAGUUUUUGUCAGAAAGUCUACCUUCCCCGUGGCAUUUCAUUAGUAACUUCUGCUGGUUGUAGCAUUGCGUAUGUUCCAUUCUUAGUGUUAGUUUGCCCCCUUCCCCCUCAUUUAGCUGGAGUCCAUCCCAAAUGUUGGUUGUGGCCUUUGUCUGUUUUCUGUCUCAGUAAGCAUUUUGCUUUCAGCACGUGAGCUCAUGUGGCACAAAUCAGGACCUGAUCUUCCAUGUACCCAAAUUUGUGCAGAGUAAUUUGACAGCGUCCUUUCUUAUUUCUCUGCUAAAGUCAUAGAGUCAGCCACCGAUCUCGUGCCAGUUUGCAUUACAGUCACUCAAUCUGCUAGUAGACUGCUGACCCCAACAUGUCUUAUCGGUUGAUUGCGAUUAGAUAUAGAACCAUUCACUCUUUCAAGAUACCUUGUAUUUUGUUCAAUGAUUUCAAAGCAUUGCCAUUCAUUCUGGAAUCGAUGUUUCUAUGUUUUGUGACACCUUUGUUCAGCAAGACAUGUGUUCAGCCUGCUCUAAAAAAAUUAGAAAUCCCUUACAGUAAUAAAUUCAGUGAAAUUAAUUAUGUAUGUAAGUAUGUAUAAAUAAUUUAAGAAAGUAAAAAAAAACCUAGAAACAUCAAUAUUAGUAGAGCAGUACAGGGCUUUUUUAGAUAUACUGUUGAUUCAGUUUAAGGCUUGGUGUCAUAUGUAGUGUCGAUUUUGUUUUUAUCAUUACUGCCAUUUAUUUAAGGGCUAUGUCUGAAAUGUCAACCAUAUACCUCCCUUGCAUUUGUUGUCUGGCAUUACAAUUUUCAACUGAUCUUUACUGAGUGCAAUAUAAUGGAUGUAAAAAGUUGCACAAGUUAUAAUAAUGGCAAACACCUGCAUAACUUUUACACAUGUUAUAUUACACAUAGUAAAUAUCCAUGGAAAAUAUUAGUGCCAGAACAACAAGUUCAAAGGAGGUAUUGAGUUGAAAUUUCAGAAACGGCUCUUAAAUGAUAGUAUACCAACCCUUAACGGGGUGAGGAAAAAAAAGGUUAUGAGUCAAUACAUAUCUUGAGUAAUUUACCUUUAUGCAUUAUUUAUGUUUGUUAUAUGUUUUACAAUAAAUUUAUUUCUUAAAUGAAA
This is a messenger RNA of Bacillus rossius redtenbacheri, 2308 nucleotides long. Its product is annotated as transmembrane protein 179. Bases 166 to 867 code for a protein of 233 amino acids. The transcript is spliced from 4 exons. The record is from RefSeq and is a predicted model, not a curated record. Lineage: Eukaryota; Metazoa; Arthropoda; Insecta; Phasmatodea; Bacillidae.